Molecule: messenger RNA, 817 nt
Organism: Lytechinus variegatus (green sea urchin)
Lineage: Eukaryota; Metazoa; Echinodermata; Echinoidea; Temnopleuroida; Toxopneustidae
Gene: zswim7
Product: zinc finger SWIM domain-containing protein 7-like
Exons: 7
Coding region: 118-558 (146 amino acids)
Biological process (GO): double-strand break repair via homologous recombination
Cellular component (GO): Shu complex
Molecular function (GO): zinc ion binding
Source: RefSeq, a predicted model, not a curated record
UAAAUCGGUGCGCCGUAAUAUCCGUUUGAUGAUCAAAGGAACUUCAAGCCAAAAAAAUAUCAGGAAGGCCUUAAUUACAGUACAGAUAAUUAGAACAAGGACUAUAUUGAAGGACCAAUGGAAGCAUCUAAUUUAAGUGAACUGGUUAACCAGGAACUACUGCAACAUGCAAAAUCAAUAUAUGAGGAGCAAGGAUCAUUGACGGAUGACAUACUCUCUGCACUUCAUUUUAUGUUUGGACCUCCUCUUCUACAAGCCCUGGAUUUAGUUGACCAUCAGAGUGUGACACUGAUUAAAAGUGAACCUGCAGGCAGAAUAGUAUAUCAGGUUGUAGGUAGCUCUGGAAGUCCAUACCUUUGCCUACCGAGUGCUGGAUAUUGCCCUUGCCUCUUCUUCUCAUUUGCAGUAAUCAAAAGGAAAGAGGUUCCCAUGUGUAAGCACAUGCUCGCUAUACUGCUUGCCUCUGCUAUGGGUCUGGUGAAAGAGACUUCUGAAUCUGAUCAUCAUGUGACCAAUCUCCUCCUUGAAGCUGCAAAGACAGAUGUGGAGCCAUCUUGAAGAAGGUAAUCGUCUUUUAUUGGUGCUGGUAAGACUGAUGUGGACGUCUUUUGAAUGAAGGAUGUCCUGGACUUAUUCAUUAAGUUGCUAAGAAUGUCGUAGAAUCGUCUUGAAACAGGUCUUGGGCUCUUUUUCUUAGCAGCGAGGAUUGGUGUAGAGCCCUUCUAAAUGAGGGCUAGGACUCUUGUCCUCUUAGGGAAUUGUCCUACUACCAUUGUUUUGUUCUCGAUUGAAAUAAUGUAUGCAGGAAUAAACUGAA